Molecule: messenger RNA, 1677 nt
Organism: Lethenteron reissneri (Far Eastern brook lamprey)
Lineage: Eukaryota; Metazoa; Chordata; Hyperoartia; Petromyzontiformes; Petromyzontidae
Product: iroquois-class homeodomain protein IRX-3-like
Biological process (GO): neuron differentiation; cell development; regulation of transcription by RNA polymerase II
Cellular component (GO): nucleus
Molecular function (GO): DNA-binding transcription factor activity, RNA polymerase II-specific; RNA polymerase II cis-regulatory region sequence-specific DNA binding
Source: RefSeq, a predicted model, not a curated record
AUGUCGCUGUGCCGCCCGCGGGUGUGCGCACCACGUCUGGUCCGGGCCUGGUGUCGUGCGGCCCGGCCGCCCAGCCUGCGGGCCUCUACUGGCCUCUACCCGGGGCCCACGGGGCCCCCGCCGCCGCCGGGCUGCUUCUCGCCGUACGGCCUCGGCGGCGAGCACGGGCGGCCCAAGAACGCGACGCGCGAGAGCACGGCCACGCUGAAGGCCUGGCUGGGCGAGCACCGCAAGAACCCCUACCCCACCAAGGGCGAGAAGAUCAUGCUGGCCAUCGUCACUCGCAUGACGCUCACGCAGGUCUCCACGUGGUUCGCGAACGCGCGGCGCCGGCUCAAGAAGGAGACGCGCGGCGGCCCCCGCGACACGGACGACCUCGAGACGAGCGCCAGCGACGACGGCUGCAGCGGGGGCCGAGGCGGGGGAGGGGGCGAGGGGGGGGGCGAGGGGGAGGGAGGGGCGGUGGCGGUCGGUGUGGGAGGGCUCCGUGACCCCGAGCGACCCCCGCCCGGGUCGUGGACACGCAGGGACGAGGACGACGACGACGACGACGAUGACGACCUGGAGAUCGACCUCGAGAACAGCGACGGGGAGCAGCAGCGGCAGCAGCAGCAGCAGGAGGAUGAUCGGCAGUGCGGCGGCCUGCACGGGCGUCUCCUGGGCGCGGAGAGGCGCCGCGCCAGCAGCAGCAGCAGCGGCAGCGACGACGACAACGAGGGGGAGUCGGAGUGCGGCAUGGGGGGUCGGAGGUCGCCUGCGGGGCCCGCAUCCCCCGUGCGGGCGGCGGCCCUCGCCGAGAGGAGGGCGGUGGACGAGCGGCACCGGCGGCAGCAGCCGCAGCAGCAGGAGCAGCAGCCGCCAAAACCCAAGAUCUGGUCCCUGGCAGAGACGGCGGCCGCCCCGGACGCGCCCAGGGGCGCGCUCGCCCCGCUCCUCGCCCCGCUCCUCGCCCCGCUCGCCUACGCCGCUGCGCGGCCCUCGCGAGGCUUCUCCGCCUGGGAGGCCGCGUCGCCCCGGGGCCCCGGCCUCCUGCAGGGGCCCCUACCCGGCGCGCGGGACGGGCCCCGACUCACGGACUCCACGAUUGCGGAGUGCAGGACAGAAUUCCUCCGCGUGGCGACGCCGUAGUUGGCACGGCGCUCUCGCUGGGACGCGGAGCGAGAUGCCCCCUCGCGUGCGGCCUCCUGCGGGGACCCCAGGGGGAGGGGCCCCAAAGUUCGGGCGUCCGGGAGGCUCCAGGAGGGUCCGGGGGGCGUCCGGGGGGGUCCGGGGCCCCUAGCAGAACGCUCGAGGACACAGCCUCAGGAUUGAGUGCCGCUCCACGUGGGGAGCUGCCCCCCCCAGGACAGGGGUCGAGGGGCACGGAUCCCUGCCGAAGGCCCCCCCCCCCCCCCCAGCGAAGGGGGUUCUCACGGGGGUCAAGUGGGGGGGGGGGUUUCACCGCGGGGCAGCGUGGGGGGGGGGUGCCUGGCGGGCCCCGUGGACACGGCGGGACUGUGUGCGCGGGGGUCACGCUGGGACGGGGGCGCCGCCUGCGCCGCGUGUGCCACGUGCCGCGUGCCGCGUGUGCCGCGUGCGCCGCGUGCCGUGUACCAAGUGGGAGCGGCGAGGGCUCCGCGUUGCCGCCUGUGCCGCUCCGUUGUCGAUUUUUGGAAUAAAACCACUCGUGGCCCACGA